AUGUCGCCACCCAGCAAGAAGACUAUUAAGAGUCGCACCAAGGGCAAGAAAAGCAAGGUUGUGGCAGCGAAGGAUUCGCAAGAAGGCACUAGCGAUAGCUACAACUUCGUCAAUUUGCGCCGUGUGAGCGUGCCCGCCAAUCGCUUGACCCCGCUCCGCAACAACUGGGAAACUAUCGUACGUACGGUGGUGGAACACCUCAAACUACAGAUUCGUAUGUGCACUAAAAACAAGGUGGUUGAAGUACGCCCUGCCUCGGAGAAUACAGAUCUGUCCCUACUUCAGAAGGCGCAAGACUACUUGCGAGCGUUUAUGCUCGGUUUUGAGUUGAAGGACGCUGAGGCUCUGAUUCGCCUAGAGGACAUAUUCAUUGAGAGUUUCGACAUUAAGGACGUAAAACGCUUGAGCGGUGACCAUCUUUCGCGUUGCAUUGGGCGUAUUUCCGGGAAGGACGGGAAGACUAAGCACGCGAUUGAGAAUAUGACCCGUACUCGCGUUGUUUUGGCACAGGACCGCAUUCAUAUCAUGGGAAGUUUUAACAGCAUAAAGAUGGCACGGCAUUCUAUCUGCAGUCUCAUUUUAGGCAACCAGCCUGGAAAGGUCUACAAUAAUCUAUGCAACAUCUCAAAACGGUUGCGAGAAAAGCUGUGA
Messenger RNA from Babesia sp. Xinjiang, 651 nucleotides. RefSeq lists its product as uncharacterized. Gene Ontology annotation, cellular component: nucleolus. Bases 1 to 651 code for a protein of 216 amino acids. NCBI's taxonomy places the organism in Eukaryota, Apicomplexa, Aconoidasida, Piroplasmida, Babesiidae. The transcript has a single exon. The record is from RefSeq and is a predicted model, not a curated record. Gene Ontology annotation, molecular function: RNA binding.